This is a messenger RNA of Marchantia polymorpha subsp. ruderalis, 1114 nucleotides long. The record is from the annotation of a GenBank genome assembly. Lineage: Eukaryota; Viridiplantae; Streptophyta; Marchantiopsida; Marchantiales; Marchantiaceae.
UCGACGCCUUCAGGGCCCAUCACCACUUACCUCUCUCGCUCAAGACGAAGGCACUCGUCCUUUUUUGGCAUGACGGAGCUCGAGUCAUGCCGUGCUACUCGCAAGAUCUUAAUGCGACAAAGUUCAUGAGACAGAUUUGCUUGAAAUAGCCAGAGUGGUGCUGAAGCUAUAGUUGCCCGUCAUCGCAAGCAGUUGUUCACAUCCCCGUGUUUCUUCGCGUGUUCAUAGUAGGUGUCUUGUUUGCUCUUUGCUCGCUGCUCUAAAAUCUCUGCAGACGAGCUCGGGAAGUCUUUCAGUUUCAAUAUUCUCUAGUCGCUUCGGAAUUGAGUUGGGAGUGGAUUUCCGAAAUUGUUGAAGGAUGGAGUCGUGGCGGAAGAUGAGCUCUGCAGUGCUUGUUGUCAUGAUGUUCAUUGGUUUCAGUAAUGCCUUCCCGUAUCAGCUUUUCCAUCAGGAUUUGGUGGUCGGAGGCGAUGCAGGAUGGAGAGUUGGGUACGACUAUAAGAGCUGGGGUAAUGAGGUCCCUGUGCGUGUGGGCGACAUCCUAGAGUUUAGGUACACGAUUGGUGAGCACACAUUGACUCUGCUCAAAAGUCGGGAAGCAUUCGACAAGUGUGAUAUGAGCGACCCCGUUGAGGAGUACGAGGACGGAGAUACCAGAAUCGAACUGACGAAACCUGGCUGGAUGUACUUUGUUGACGCUUACGGCGACCACUGCGACAUUGGCGUCAAGAUGGCGAUCAAAGUUGCACCAUGAGCAUGUUGCUCUCCCUGCGGGUUUCGUGCUCGUAUAGUGGAGAUAAAUUCAUUCGAUUGGGAGAUGAGUUGUAUCACAGACAUGGAUUAACAUGCUUGACAGCAAGGUUGAAGUCCGCGAAGAGUGCAAUGUUUUUGAGCUUCGGCAUUUCUCGAGUGCGGGACCUUGUGCGUCCAGACUGAAGAGUGUUGUAUGUAAUGUAAUAAGUAUCGAUCUAUUGAAGCAAGUUGAGUACAGAUGUAACAUUUCGAAGCAGCCUUUGUAUUUCUGUAGAUGUAAGUAUCUAUUUCCUGGUGAGUGAAGUGUUGACGGAAUAAAACGUGGAUCUUUAUUACGAGAGCCAUGCUUUCUUUAUUUAGA